AUGACCGACAACUGGUCGCCCAUUUGCGUGGCCUCGACAGCCUUGGACUCCUUGGUAGAGCCAAUUCCUGAUGUCGCAUCUCCCAACCGCGGAGAUAUUGGAUCUCCCUCUUCCUCACAAGAGGAGUGUCUUUCGUCUUCCAGUUAUGGGGAUCCUGCAUCUCCAUCUUCCGCGAAUACAGAUCCUGCGGUCCACGCUCAGGAGGAUCUUUCCGCUCACCAUUUCAAAGGUGCUGAAUGGACCCCAGACGGCACCACACUCCUUGCUGAAUCGGGGGAUCAUCAUAUCAGAACCUUCAUUCUACCUCCGGAUCUUCUAGAAAGAGGUUCAGCACAUCGUCUCUCUCCUUACUCGACACUUCCUUCAGCAGAGCCAACUUAUGCAUCGGCCAUAUACCCUUUCUUUAAUCUCCAGGAUCCAACCACAUGCCUCUUUCUUUCCUCGGUCCGCGAUCACCCAAUUAGGUUAGCAUCAGCGCUGGCUCCGAUGUCGGUUGCGAGCUACUCGUUGGUGAAUCCGACCACCGAAGCAUUUAUUACUCCGCACUCUUUGCUGUAUCCCUCCACGCUUGGAGGGACCCAUUUCUUGACAGGAUCGGAUAGCAUGAUUUGUCUGUUCGACGUCUCCCGUUCUGGUAAUGACGGUCCUGUGUCUUGGAUGCCGACAAUCCCUAGUAAGCGCAAGCAAAUUGUAGGGGGUGGUGUUGGUAUGAAGGGUAUCGUAUCCGCCAUGGCCAUCAAUCCCACCGGCGAUGGCAUUCUUGCUGCUGGGACUUUCACCAGACAUGUCGGGCUCUACAGCUCCAACGGCUCUGGGGAGCUGUUGGGGACCUUCAGUAUUGCAAAGACUGAGGCUAACCGGGAGAUCGGAGGAAAGGGUGUCACUCAACUUUCGUGGAGUCCCUGCGGACGGUAUUUAUACAUCACCGAGCGCAAGAGUGAUGGCGUUCUAGUGUAUGAUAUUCGCGUGACUGGACAGAUGCUCGGGUAUUUGCGAGGGCGGAACGCGAUGACGAAUCAGCGCAUGAAGAUCGACGUUGUUUCCGCUGGUGCAGAGAGCUCUCAUGAGGUCUGGGCUGGGGGUACGGACGGUAUGAUGAGGGUCUGGAAGAACCCUGCGUACACUGUGGGGGCUAAGGAUCCAGAUUGGGAAGUCAAGGUGCACGACGAUACCGUUACAAGCACAGCGUUCCAUUCGACAGGGAGUGUUAUGGCCACCUGCUCAGGUCAACGGCGGGAUGAGAAUGGUGGACGGGCAGACAACAGCCUGAAAGUCUGGUCGAUGCCAUUCCUGAACUCGGAUUGA
Messenger RNA from Penicillium cinerascens, 1305 nucleotides. RefSeq lists its product as uncharacterized. Lineage: Eukaryota; Fungi; Ascomycota; Eurotiomycetes; Eurotiales; Aspergillaceae. The record is from RefSeq and is a predicted model, not a curated record. The transcript has 4 exons. The coding region runs from base 1 to 1305 and encodes 434 amino acids. Gene Ontology annotation, molecular function: protein binding.